UAUUGAUAAAUCCAAUAUUGCGAUCAUUUGUUUACCUAAGACGUGCGAUAGUAACUAUGGUGUAGUGUUAUAAUUUAUAGGAAUAGUCGGUCAAUAUUUCCAUUUUACCUGUAGCAGCACAGUGAAUAUCAUGGCAGAGUCGGAUCGCGGAAUAAGCUCAUUACAGCCCUCAAUCUACAAAGGAUCUGCGGAUGAUUUCGAUCACAGCUGUGGUCAAUGCAUUGUAGACGGGCAUGAAGUAGAAGCCCAUGGAUUUUGUGCGGAUUGUCAUGAGUACCUUUGUGUCACUUGCUUCAGGGCACAUUGCAGAAACAAAGCAUCAAGGCACCAUAAGCUACUAGGAAAUGAUGCCUUAUCAAAUGUCAGAAUAGCCCAGGUUUCUUCUGAAAUAUGCACAGAAAAAUGUUCAGUACACAUAAAUGAAAUUGUAAAGUUUUUCUGCUCAAAACAUGAAGCACUGUGCUGCAAUGACUGUGUGAUUCUUAAUCACAGAAAUUGUGAGAUUGACUAUAUUCCUGAAACAUGUUCUUCGAUAGAAGAAUCUGCAGAGCUUCGGGAAACAUUACAAGAAUUGGAUACAACGCAGAAAACAUCAGAUAACAUUAAAAUAGCCGCACAGAAAAUAGAAGGAGAGUUAGACUCAUCUACAGAAACUGUCAUAAAAGACAUCCGUGUGUUUGAACAAGAGUUACAUGAACACAUAGUAAAACUUCGAAAGAAAGUUGAAAGCGAAGUGGAAACAAGACGAUCAACAAAUAAACAAAUAGUGAAGAGUGUCAUUGAUACGUGUGAUAAAAUGUCAUCCAACAUGGAUCAACUUCGGAAGGGAAUGCUUGACAGCAAAAAGGAGCGUAAUCUUGCACAACUUUAUAUAGCUAUAAAGAGGUCCAAAAAUGCUUUGAAGUCUGAGAAACUAAACGAAUCUAUAAAAAUGUUAAGCGAUACAAGAACACGGUUUCAGUUCGAACGAAGUGUAGAUAUAGAGACAUUGCAAGAGAAGACGUUAUGUUUAGGAGCGCUUAAAGACACCGGUUACACAUGUAGAGAUGCUAUCAUUAACAGGAGUAAAAAUAAGAAGAUGUGUUGUACGGUUUUAUAUGUUGGCUCAUCCCAUAUGACAUUCGGAUUUUCGGUUCAGUCAGAUCCACAGCGCAUGUUUUCGAUGACAUGGUGUGUUGGAGGAAUCAUGUCAAACAAAGUACCUACAAGUUUGCUUAUUAAUCCUGACGGAAAAUCAGUGUGUGCGUUCGGGUAUGAGGCAGACCAGAAAUACAACGAUCUUGUUGUGAAUGCAGAAGAAGAAAAUUUUUUCUACUUCCGCGGGGACUAUAUUUUGAGUAUGUUCCGAGACAUGGACGAAAAGAGAACAUUUGUCCUUGACGUGUCAGGAAAACAGUUGCCGAGUAUAGUAAUACUGUCUACCUUGAUUAGGGUUUUGAAAGAUGAAGCAUUUAGCUGGAUCAGAAAAAGUAUUCAUAUUCUUGAAGACGAUGUGUACUUUGUAAUCACAGUUCCAGAGAGAUUUGAAACUUCGAGAGAUGCUAUGGAAGAAGCAGUCUUACAGGCUGGGAUUGAUUCUGGAGAGCUUACCAUUGCGUUCGAAACGGAAGCAGCUUUCAUGUACAUUCAAGAUGAUAGUAAUUACAAAUCUGGAGUAAGUCCAGUUAAACAGUUUCGAAAAGGAACCAGAUUUCUCGUACUCGAUGCUAGAGCCAAACUGUUCACAACUACAGUUUAUGAAGUAUGCGGGAACAAAUCAACGCAGCUGUAUCAUGAGGCAGUUGAAUCGUGCGGUGGCGACAGCGUUAGGGAGGAAAUAGAGAAAUUCAUGUCAACUAAUUUUGGACAUGAUAUUAUGCAGAAAUUUAUGACUACAUGCCCAGAAGACUAUCGUGAUAUGAUGUCUUCCAUCCACGAAAGAGUUUCAGUGGUUAAAACUCAAAAGAAUCACCCUGACAUAAGGAAUGUCUGGGCAUACAAGUUAUUCGAUUUUGUACAGGAACAUACUGGUGGAACUGUUAAAGACCUAUUAUGCAAACAAACUACAGAAGGAAAGAUUAAAGUGUCAGGCGAAGGAUUCGGAAUUGAUUCUAGCAUCUGGAUACAGUUUUUCCAGCGUUCUAUAUCAACCAUCGCUUCUCACAUACACUCCAUAUUACAAGACAAAGCAGGGUUGGGCUGUACCGCAUUAGUGAUGAUUGGGGGCUUUUCUAACUCCCCUAUUCUACAGAAUGGCUUGGGAAGAGAGUUUCCAGAUUUACAAGUUAUCGGUCCUAACUCCCCAGAGAAUGCCGUUAUAUUAGGAGCUAAUGCUUUGGGUAUAUAAGAAGGAAUAACAGGUUAAUAAUUAGAGGUAAGCUACAUAAAGCUUAAACAGAAUGUAAGUGGUCAGAGAAAAUUUCAGACAAGCACAAUAAUUGGCAAGGCUGCUUUACUAGCACAAGAAGCAUGAUUUUUUAAUAUUUCGAAAUUUCUUUUAUCUUGAGAACUGUAAACAUACAAAAAGGCAUAUCUAUUCUUAAGCAUGCAUUUUUCAUGUAUAACAAACAGAAUUUAAUGUUUGAUACAGUGUGAAAUUUCUCAUAUUUGGUGUGUAGAAUAUAUGCAGCAAUUGAAUUACCCUAACUUGCUAUAUUUUAUGUUUCGAACUCCAUAAUAGCCAUUUUUUCCAGCUCAGUUCUCGAAAGAAUUACACCAAUUGAAAUUUGUGCAUUGCAUAGUUUUCUUCUUUAUUGCAUUUUCUUACAAUUACAUUCACUUUGAUUCGAACAUUGGGUUUUUUUGGACUAAGCUUUCAUAGAGUAGUAUCUUUGGACUGAUCACCACCUAAAACUUGGCGGUUUUGUUAUAAGCGUAGCAGAAUGGUUAAGAAUGGAAACGGACCUCAAAUCAAACUUUUAUCAUAAUGAUAUUUUGAUCAUUGAACAUUUAGCUACUACACAGUAACAUAAACAAGUUUAACAAAACAUAUGCUUUCUCAAAUAACAGUUCAGGUAGGUUAUUGCUUUGGAACAAAUGCUACAUUUCACUUUGGCAAAACAUUAUACACUAUUUUAAGAAAUUCCAUAUAAGAUAAAAUUUUAAAGUAAAUGUCCAUGGAAGCACUGAGCAUACCAGCUACUUGAAUGAAAUAGCAAUCGGAGUAGUUCAGAUGCACAUCUGUGUCACGAGAAAUCAAACAGAUUCUUGUUGAUAAUUUGAAAAACGGUGUAUAUACAGCCAAAGUAACGAUGCUGGAUUAAACAUUGGAAACAGAACUGAUCGUGAGAGAAAUCGCCAAGAGACUUUCAGAUGAUGUAUAGUGCUGCCAAAAUCCGACACCAGGAUAAUUUGCACGAUCGCCCAAAAUCUCCAAGGGUCUUGCUCUUGAUUUUGAAACACAAAGUGAUUUAUUUUCCGUUUGUUACAGAUUUUAUAUGAAAGAACUUUAAGUAACUACCUUUACAAUUUUGAUGAUAUUGAGCCAUUGUUGUAAGGACAAAAAUAAUAAUGAUGGAAGGUAGAAAUCAGAUUAUCUGCCUAUCUUUUUUAAAGGACUCGGUACGUUUUACAUUAAAAAAUGGCCCAUCACAAAAAUUACUAUUAUUUGUCAUGCGAAGAUUACAAACUUUUAACAACAAGAAACUGAAAAUAAUAUUCAGAUAUAUCAAAAACUCACCUUUCUACAGGAUAUUUACCGGCACGACCGUUCGAUCGAGAACAUCGUCUGCUCAAUUCAUUUUGACGCCGCGCGGAAUUCUUCAUUUCCGGCUUAUUACAUUUUCUCAGAUAGGUAUCCUCGGAUCCCCAGACUUUGUGAUACUAAGGCAAUAUUUAAAUAUAACAGAUACACAAGGAUAUAAAUAUAUAAAAUUGCUACUAACAUGUAAAAUCCAAUUAAUUUUAAUCCUAUUCAUGGAGAAAUCCUCCACACAACAAGACACAAAUAGUCAAUAAACACAUUUCAUAUGUACAACUGCUGCAUAAUGUCCGCCAUCUUGAUAUUCCAAACUUCGUGACGUCAUAAAAAGCGCCUGCUACUUAAGGCCAGGCAUAUUAAACACAAUAAAACUACCGGUUCCUGACAUAAAAAAGAGUGAAUGUAAACUAGCAAUUUCAACAGUUCAGUGUUUUUGACAAAAGGUUAUUCCCCUAAAGGAGGAAAACAGUGUGGGAAGAAAAACUUAUCGUCUCCCUUCACAGAGCGUACACUGCUACAAUAUUUACAAGGUUUACCAUUCACUACCCCAUCAUUUUUAGCCCAUUUAACAAAUUCAGCUACCCCUUUCCUAACCAACUCCUCUGCUUCAAAGGUCGUAUGCCAGCCCAGCCUAAAAGAACAGAAAAAAUCAAAGAAAUAACCUAAGGGACAUGGGUAACAACAGUCAAGUAAUAAAAAUACGCUUGGCCUUAAAGCGCAUCAUUGACGACCUUGACCUUUUAACUGUAAGCAGUGCAGACGAAGGAGUAUUGGAAAUGAUUUAACAAUAUUUAGGGUCAAAUUAGGGGUUUCUCUAACAGAAUCAUUUGGGAAUAGCAGAAUUCACCAAAAUAUAGAGGUAUUGUAUUUUUCUAGUUGAUUUACCUGCUUAAAUGGUAUUUUUCCACACGAAGUGGGUGUUUCCGUUUACAUCUGUCAGUCUUGUUUAUUCAUGAAACGUUUGAAUAGCCUAAUAUAUUAAUAUUUACUGACAUAGAGUCAAAUGGAAUUUGAAUUGCUCGGACACAUAUUUUCGCUAGAACUCGCAAACUCUUUAAUAUACAGAAUAUAUUUAUUUGUUUUAGUGUAAGCUUCAAAUAAAUUUCACCGGGUGAACACUAUAAUGCAAUAUUUUCACGAGUGGCGCAGCCACAUUGUCAAGUGAAAAUGUUAAUAUUAUUGUGUUCACGAGUGAAAUAUAUUUUGAUCUUACACUAAAACAAACAUUUUCUAUAAUAAUUUAUGUUUUUUUUUAUUUUAAUGGUUUUAACCAAAUGUUAUCUAGUUUGUCCGCACAACUUCACGUGCAUCGAAUCAUGACGUCAUAAUGUCGUGACGUCAGGAUAUCCUUAUAGAAAAACUGUAAAUAGUUCUAUUACUUUUCCUGAUUUCUGUUACACUUUGUUAUGAGGGAAUGUUUAUAUUUAUCAUAUUGUUAGUUUUUCUCUACAUCUGUAUUUUUACUGAAGUAUAUUUUUUAUGGAAUUUUCUAUUAUUUAUAAUUGAUAUUCUUUCGCAUUCAAGUGCUGUUCCGUACCAGUGAAAAAUAAAAAUGAUAUUUUCACUGUUUAAAAGAGUAAUAAUAUUAAUUUUAUUUAUUACAUGAGUACUUAUAAAUAGUAACAAAUUUGUGCUAAAAAUUCUCACAUUAUCGCAUUGCGUCAUGCAUGAUAGAAAAUGUGUAAUAUGUAAUAAGCUAGAAGAUGAAUAUCAUUUCAUACUUGAAUGUUCAGUGUACUCUGAUUUAAGAAAAAUUUACAUACAUAAAAGGUAUUAGAAACAUCCAAAUAUGUUAAAAUUUAUUGAGUUGUUAACGCUAGAGAAUGUUUUUUUGUUCGAAUAUACAAACGGUAUUUCUAUAUAAUAAUAAAUUCAUUGUCAUAUAUGCACUUUUUAUAGCAAAAUGAAAUGCACUUUUUUGUCAAUAUCAGUUUAAUGCACACGUGUUAUAAUAUAUAUAACAGUAAUGAUAUAUGUUACAUGUAUUUUUAAAUUAAAUUAUGCAGUUUAAUUCAUAUUUGUAGGCAGAUUUUGUAGAUAUUCGCACAUGUAGCUAGGAAGUAAAUUAAAUAAUAUACUCUGAUGUAAAUAUGCAGAUGUUAUGUAUAUUCGAAUAUGUUACUUGUAAGUAAAUUAUGUACUUACUAUAUGUAGAAAUUGUUGAUAUUCGCGUAGGUAACUUGUAUGUAAAUUAAUUAUGUACUUUAAUUCAGAUUUCAUUGGUAUUCGCAUGCUCCUUGUAUGUUAAUUUUGCACGCGUUGUUGAUAUUAGCGUUUGUUACAUGUUAGUAUAAUAACUUGCUAUAAAUGAGUGUCAUUAUUGUCCCUGAUUAACAUCAAUAACCACUUACUAAACUUGCAUGUGUGUAAAAAAAGAUGGAAAUGUCACCGAGUAAAAGUACCUAUAAACAGCAGUAUGAUGAAUGAUGUUUUAGCAAUAUGUCGCCAGAUUCGUCGGAUAGAAGCGAUGUAAGCAUUUUUGUUUGUAUAAUGUACCUGUGCAAAUUUCUUUAGUCUUAUAAUUUGUACCAGAAUUACACAUACACUCACUAAACUAUCUUAUUUGUACAAAAUGUUUUAUAAGGAGCUUCGGGAUACCAAAGCCAUAAUUGCUUUUAUUAUACCUCUCUUUUGCCUACAAUGAUAAAAUUCCAUUACCCGAGAGAGAGAUAUUUUGACUAUCAAAAACAUUUUCAACCUUUUUGACACGUGACCAAGCGAAAUUAACUGUCAGGUCAUGUGACCGCGCUGAUAUUUUGAAUGUCAUAUAAGGGCAAUUAACUCCUUCAAUUUUUUAGCCAUAUGAUUGCCUCCCUUGUACACAUAUAGUAGUGACGUCACAAUUUAAUGUGUACACAGGCGAUUACCGCGCUAAA
Messenger RNA from Mercenaria mercenaria, 6555 nucleotides. RefSeq lists its product as uncharacterized. Bases 131 to 2326 code for a protein of 731 amino acids. The record is from RefSeq and is a predicted model, not a curated record. Gene Ontology annotation, molecular function: zinc ion binding. NCBI's taxonomy places the organism in Eukaryota, Metazoa, Mollusca, Bivalvia, Venerida, Veneridae. The transcript has 9 exons.